Molecule: messenger RNA, 786 nt
Organism: Microsporum canis CBS 113480
Lineage: Eukaryota; Fungi; Ascomycota; Eurotiomycetes; Onygenales; Arthrodermataceae
Product: ribonuclease P protein subunit p29
Exons: 2
Coding region: 1-786 (261 amino acids)
Biological process (GO): tRNA 5'-leader removal; rRNA processing
Cellular component (GO): ribonuclease MRP complex; ribonuclease P complex
Molecular function (GO): ribonuclease P RNA binding
Source: RefSeq, a predicted model, not a curated record
AUGGCUCAACUGCACAUUGCACAUCAGCUUCUCGAACGAGCGCAUUCACCAGAGACUGCAGACCAGCUAUUCUCAGAGAAGGUCAAACACAGACCUCUCUUCUUACGUCCUACGUCGCCUACUCCAUCCGACAACCGGUCACGGCGCCGGCUGCAGCGUAUACGGAAGAAAGAGUACUUUUUACGCAAGCAGAAGCCAAAACCGCUUUCAGCACGCGAGAAGCGGACGCUCGGAGUCCAUAAGCUGCCUAAAGAAGAGAUGAAAUAUGAAAUUUUCAAGGGCUUAAAUCAGCUGUGGGUUGAGUAUAUGUGGCAGGUUCUUGACCUUGUUCCACGGUUGAGUCCAAAUCCAGCUGGAAAACCAACAGGCACCGAAAGGACUGACCGAAUAACUGCUGCGAGCCACGGAAGCAAGCUGGCCAGUGCAGAUUUCCAUGGCGCAGAUAUUCAGGUUGUACGCAGUCGGUGUGUAAGUCGUGUUGGAGUGAAAGGAAUUAUCGUCAGAGACUCGAAGUUUGCAUUUGUGCUGAUUACAGAUAAGAAUGAGGUGAAAACCAUCCCAAAGGAACAUACAGUGUUCAGGUUUGAGAUACCUCUCCCCCGGGAUUCUGAUCCUGAAGCUGGACAGAAAGAAGCGAUUGGGCAGGCUUCUACUCUACCUAAAGGCCUGGAACUAGAGCUUGAGAAGAGAAAUCUCAUUUUCGAAUUACAUGGGAAUCAGUUUGAAAACCGUGCUCCAGAACGAGCUAACAAGAAAUUCAAGUGGAAGAAUUUGGACUAUCUCUGA